CAAAGGACAGAUUCCAGCAGACGUGGUUCCUGAUCCAGUAGAUAUGCCAUUGGAGAUGGCAGAUGCUGCAGCAAGUGCAAAAGAAAUCAAGCAGAUGCUGUUGGAUGCAGUGCCUCUGUCAUGUGACAUCUCAAAGGCCAUGCUUCCAAACUAUGAUCAUGUCACUGGCAAGGCCAUGCUUAUGUCACUUGGCUUGAAACUGGGAGAUCGUGUUGUUAUAGCAGGACAAAAGGUUGGUACAUUAAGAUUUUGUGGCACAACAGAAUUUGCCAGCGGGCAAUGGGCUGGUGUAGAGCUGGAUGAACCAGAAGGAAAGAAUGACGGAAGUGUUGGAAAAGUCCAGUACUUCAAGUGUGCACCAAGAUGUGGUAUCUUUGCACCUCUUUCUAAAAUAAGUAAGGCUUCAGAUCACAAGAAGAAUUUUGUCAGAAGUCCUUCCACACGAUCUACUUUGGUCAAGUCCAAGAAAAUUGAUGUAACGCACAUAACUUCAAAAGUGAAUACCGGCUUAGCUACGUCAAAAAAAGAUAGUAGUUCUGAAUCCACCUUUUUGGCUACUGAAGAAGGAAUGAAAAUUAUGCCUGGUAAAGAAGCUUUCCUGGGAUCCAGCAGUUCUUCCUCUUCCACUACCUCUUUAGAGAGCAAACCGAAUCAGCCCAAGAAAUGGAACUCAACUAACAGCACUAAAAAGGCAGUGCCUAAAGUAGCUUCUACCUCAUCUAAAAGCAGUGCUGGACUGAAUAAUGCUUCUCCAUCUACAAGAAAAAACCCUUUUGAUGAAGGAGAAAUUCAGCUUGGAGACAAAGUGCUAGUGGUAGGGCAGAGAACUGGCACUGUUAGAUUCUAUGGGACAACAAAGUUUGCACCAGGCUUUUGGUGUGGCAUUGAACUGAAUAAACCUCACGGCAAGAAUGAUGGUUCAGUUGGAGGGGUCCAGUACUUCAGUUGUCUCCCCAGAUAUGGCAUAUUUGCCCCACCAACCAGAGUGCAGAGGUUAACAGGUUCCUUAGACUCCCUCACAGAAGUUUCAACAGGUAAAAUGAAUCAUUCUUUCCCAGGUUUUAGACGAAGUUUAAGUACAACUUCUGCAUCUUCACAGAAGGAGAUAAACAGGAGAAACUCCUUUGUCAAAUCUAGAAGCUCGAUGCUGCGGCGUAGUUGGAGCAACACCACUACGACUAACACUGAGGGACCUGUGAAACUACAUGAGGGUUCUCAGGUCCUUCUAACCAGCUCUAAUGAGAUGGGCACAAUUAGAUACAUUGGUCCUACCGACUUUGCACCAGGGAUAUGGCUAGGACUUGAACUCAGAAGUGCCAAGGGAAAGAAUGAUGGAUCUGUGGGUGACAAGCGCUACUUCACCUGUAAGACAAACCAUGGAGUCUUAGUUCGGCCUAGUAGAGUAACCUAUCGUGGGAUUAAUGGAGCAAAACUUGUGGAUGAUAUUUGUUGAACCAGAAUGCUUACAACCUGUGCAUCAAGUGCUAGUGCAAUGAUAUAUAAGCAUUAAACCACAUACAAUAACCCCAACAUCAUCUGCACGGAAUACUGACUGAAAUUUUAUCUAAACUAUUAAACCUGCUUUUUUUGGUAAUGGAUCUCUUCAGGCUCUAACCACCUCAGAAUCAUAAUAAGAAGGGGAAAUCAUAUACCCCCUCUCCUAUUUUGACACAGUCCCUGCCUGUGAGUUUCUUGUAAAAGCAUUAUGGGUUUGAUACUGUAUUAUUUGAAUCAUGUCCCACUCUGAGAAGGCCACUAUAGUUGACAUUCUUUUAAGUUGCUUUGUGAUUCAGUGUAUUUGGAAGGUUUUCUUCCAUGUACUAAUGAACUGAUACAUCAUUCUCCUGCCUUUUCAUAACUAAGGAGAUUGUUAAAUGAGUCACAUUAGUCUAUGCAGUAUUAGUCCCAGGAUAUUAGAGACAAGGGUGAGUGCCAGAAUAUAUCUUUUAUUGGACCAACUUCUGUUGGGGAGGGAGACGAGCUUUUGAGUAUGCAGAGCUUUUUUUUUUCUUCUUCUUCCCCUUCCCAGACCUGAAGAAGAGCUCUGUAUAGCUUGAAAGCUUCUCUCUCACCAACGGUAGUUGGUCCAGGGAAAAAUAUUCCUCCUCCACCUUGUUUCUCACAUUAGUCUGUUUACCAGACACUUUGUCCAUCUCCCUGUGAGCUAGUAGUAAUAAUCAGGAGAAAUUACUCUUUAAAAAAAAAAAUCAGUUGUGAAACAAUUAAGUAUUUUAUCAUUCAUAAAAAACCCAUCUAAAAAAAAACCACACAGGGCUAAUGGACAAACUGUAAUUGGAAGAAUUUGCUGCUCCCGUGCUAUGCCAGUGAACAGCAUGAAUGAAACAGAAAAAAGACUGUAAAAAGCACAAAUACACUGUUUCUGGUUUGCACUUUUCUCUGUGUGGAUUUGUAAAAAGACAGCAGCAUGCAAGAUGCACUUUUGAAAAUAUAAUGCACUUUCAUCUCUUCUCUGGAGAGCUUUCCCCCAUUGUUUGAAGAAAUUCUUUUGUUUGCUGUUGCUGCAGGCUACAAUCAUCAACAUGUUUCAAUGCAUAUAGAUAGAACUUAGGUUCACCUCACAUAGUACUUGCAUCAAAGUCCUUUUUAUGUACUGUCUGCAGGAGGUACUAUGCAGUAUAUGUAUAUUUUUAAAGCAAACAUUAUUCAGUUUUUACUUUGUUUGCAUUUUAUAUAUUUCGUCAUUGUCCUUCAGAGCACAGUUUCUUCUUUGCUACAUUUGCCAUUUAUAAAAUUCAAAAAUUGCCUAUGAAUCUUUUUAGAUGUAGCAUGGCAACACUCUUAUUUUGAUUAUUUGGCUGCAACAUGAUUUGUCUCAGCCUUUUAAAAUACUCAGCGUUUUUAGAAUUUGUUUCAUAUACAUCUUGAACAGCUAAAAUACAUAACAUGUUUAGCAUGUAUUAACUAUCUUUGUUAGUGCAAGUAUACAGGUUUCAGAAUAUCUCAAACAGUAAAAUGGUUUGACACUUCUGAAUGAGCUGUUCGUUGCAUUUCACUUAGUUGAGAAAUGUACCGCGCUUUAAAUUACAUUUGUAGUAUCCUAUUUUUAGACUGACUUUGUGCAGCUUAUACAAUGUAUUUUAAAUAUGGCUAUUUUUCCUGGACUAUUAAAAAAGGCUGCAUAUUGUAUUCUGAUCUAUGGAAGUUUUUAACUGAAGAUAAAAAUUGUAAAUUUUUGAAUGUACACAUUUUAUUAUAAACUGUCUAAAUUAUAGCUUUGUAUUUGAAGUUAGCAAGGUUCUGAACAUCUGUAUGUCCAAAUCUGUUUCUUCCAUGGUUUAUAUCUAUAGGUAUCUUUUUUUCUGUAAUUAACACAGUAUUCACCGAUCUUUGAUUUAUUAAUGCCCAUUCUUUUAAAGAUCAUUUGCUUUUGGGGGAGCAGGUCACAAAAUGAUUCUCCUUUUUUUCCUUACAAAUUAUGUAAAUAGGACAGAGAAAUGGCAACUCUAAUAUAUAAACAGAUUUUAUAUCUUCGUGCAGUUUAUCAUAUUGCUGUAUGGUAUAGAAUUGCAAGCUGCCAAACAAAGUGUAUACAUCACUUAAA
This is a messenger RNA of Trachemys scripta elegans, 3562 nucleotides long. RefSeq names its product CAP-Gly domain containing linker protein family member 4 (gene CLIP4). The transcript has 10 exons. Bases 44 to 1453 code for a protein of 469 amino acids. Gene Ontology annotation, cellular component: nucleus; cytoplasm; microtubule plus-end. The record is from RefSeq and is a predicted model, not a curated record. Gene Ontology annotation, molecular function: microtubule plus-end binding. Lineage: Eukaryota; Metazoa; Chordata; Testudines; Emydidae. Gene Ontology annotation, biological process: cytoplasmic microtubule organization.